This is a messenger RNA of Medicago truncatula (barrel medic), 738 nucleotides long. Its product is annotated as putative F-box/LRR-repeat protein 23. Bases 1 to 738 code for a protein of 245 amino acids. The record is from RefSeq and is a predicted model, not a curated record. The transcript is spliced from 2 exons. Lineage: Eukaryota; Viridiplantae; Streptophyta; Magnoliopsida; Fabales; Fabaceae.
AUGACAUCAAGAAGAGCCAUGCAGGAAACACAAGGGAGAGUAAUUUGUGUAGAUGAUAUAUUGACAAGUGCAUGCGGUGUGUGUCUGCAAUGGUGGGCAAGGAUCCUCUCAUGUGGUGCACUAUUCGCAUACGCUAUAUAUGUCAGUAAUUCACCCUAUAAUGAUGCAGAUAUGGAGAAGAUUUGUCGCAAAGCUGUUGAACUAAGUUGCGGUCAUCUUGAAGUCAUUGAUAUUGAGCGUUUUUGCACCAAUGAUCUCCUCAAAUGCAUAGCCGACAAUGGCAGUCACCUACUUUGCAUGCGGCUUGUAAAUUGUUGGGGGAUGACAAAUAAAGGAUUUAGUGAAGCCUUGAGAAAGCUUCCGCUGUUAGAGAAGGUUGACAUUUCACAUUCUUAUCUAACUGAGGUCUCUCUUGAAGCCCUUGGUCGAUCUUGCCCUCUUUUGAAAUCGCUUAAAUUUUCAGUAGGAUGGUUUGCUUCUCGUGAAUCUGAUAAAAUGGCUUUUGUUAUUGCUGAAACGAUGCCUGGUCUAUGCCAUCUUGAUAUGAAAGGACACAAGCUCAGUGAACUUCGUGUGCUCGCCAUAAUUGAUAAAUGCCCUCUUCUUGAAUCUCUUGACAUUAGUGUUUGUCUUUCAUUGUAUGAAGAUGAAGAUUUGCAUAAAAGUUGCAUCGACAAGAUCAAUGAUUUGCAACUGACAUAUUGUUAUACUUAUAAACCAAUGAGACAACUAAUAUGA